Lagopus muta (rock ptarmigan) is the source of this 1696-nucleotide messenger RNA. It is a transcript of the gene YY1, whose product is annotated as YY1 transcription factor. Lineage: Eukaryota; Metazoa; Chordata; Aves; Galliformes; Phasianidae. Gene Ontology annotation, molecular function: RNA polymerase II cis-regulatory region sequence-specific DNA binding; DNA-binding transcription factor activity, RNA polymerase II-specific. Bases 321 to 1583 code for a protein of 420 amino acids. Gene Ontology annotation, biological process: regulation of transcription by RNA polymerase II. Gene Ontology annotation, cellular component: transcription regulator complex; PcG protein complex. The transcript is spliced from 5 exons. The record is from RefSeq and is a predicted model, not a curated record.
GCGGGCGUGACGGGCGGUGCGAUUGGCCGCUGGGCGGCGGGGGGGCGGGCCCCGGCGGCAGCGGCCUCCCGGGGCUGGGGUCCGUCUCGGCGGCAGCAGCGGAAGUCUCGCGAGGGAGCGUAGCCGGGAUUUGGCGGCUGGCUGCCUCCCUCCCUCUCGCUGGCUGUGAGGAGCUGGUGUUUGUGUGGAAGGGGGAGGAGGAGGAGAAGGAAGGGACGCGAGAGGAACCCGAGCACCACCAUCCGCCGAGGGGAGCGGAGCGGAGCCCCCACGCCGGCCGCCGAGAGAGCUCUGUCCCCCUGCCGCCCCCUCGCCCCGCCAUGGCCUCGGGAGACACCCUGUACAUCGCCACCGACGGCUCGGAGAUGCCGGCCGAGAUCGUGGAGCUGCACGAGAUCGAGGUGGAGACCAUCCCGGUGGAGACCAUCGAGACCACCGUAGUGGGCGGCGAGGAGGACGAGGAGGAGGAGGACGAGGACGAGUGCUGCGAGGACUGCGGCCCGCACCACCCGCCGCACCACUACCACCACCACCAGCCCAUGAUCGCCCUGCAGCCCCUCGUCUCGGACGGAGACCCCAGCGGGGCGGGCGGCGGCGCGGCCGGCGGCGGCGGGGGGCAGCUCCACCUGCACCACCACCACCAGGAGGUGAUCCUGGUGCAGACCCGCGAAGAGGUUGUGGGGGGCGACGACUCGGACGGGCUGCGGGCCGACGACGGCUUCGAGGACCAGAUUCUCAUCCCGGUGCCGGCCCCCGCCGGCGAGGACGAGUACAUAGAGCAGACCCUGGUCACCGUGGCCGCCGCCGGCAGCAAGAGCGGAGGCGGCGGUUCCUCCUCGGCCGGGGGGGGAGGCCGCGUGAAGAAGGGCGGCAGCGGCAAGAAGAGCAGCAAGAAGAGUUACCUGAGCGGGGGAGGCGGCGGCGGGGCCGAGGGCGGCGGCGGCAGGAAAUGGGAGCAGAAGCAGGUGCAGAUCAAGACCCUGGAGGGGGAGUUCUCGGUCACCAUGUGGGCCUCGGAUGAUAAAAAAGAUAUUGACCAUGAAACAGUGGUGGAAGAGCAGAUCAUUGGAGAGAAUUCUCCUCCAGAUUACUCAGAGUACAUGACAGGAAAGAAGCUUCCUCCUGGUGGAAUACCUGGCAUUGACCUCUCGGACCCUAAGCAGCUGGCUGAAUUUGCUAGAAUGAAGCCAAGAAAAAUUAAGGAAGAUGAUGCUCCACGUACGAUAGCUUGUCCUCACAAAGGCUGCACAAAGAUGUUCAGGGACAACUCUGCUAUGAGGAAGCAUCUGCACACUCAUGGCCCUCGAGUACAUGUAUGUGCAGAAUGUGGCAAGGCCUUUGUGGAGAGCUCGAAACUAAAGCGACAUCAACUAGUUCAUACUGGAGAGAAACCCUUUCAGUGUACAUUUGAAGGAUGUGGAAAGCGUUUUUCACUGGACUUCAAUUUACGCACACAUGUGCGAAUUCAUACUGGCGACAGGCCCUAUGUUUGCCCAUUUGAUGGCUGCAAUAAGAAGUUUGCGCAAUCAACUAACCUGAAAUCUCACAUUUUAACACAUGCUAAGGCCAAAAACAACCAGUGAAGGUUGGAGGAAAAGUUCUUGAACUCAAACCAUCUUACAGGAGAAUGAAUUGAAAAUAAAUACGCUUCCCCUUUGUAUAUUGUUUCUAGGAAAGAAUUUUAAAAAAAAAAGAA